GGCAAAUAUGAGAUCAUCCGCCUUUUGAUAACCUGGACGACAACUCCUGUCAAACCCAUCUUCUUCCUCGCUCAUCGCUACUUUCAAUCGAAUUCAAAUCGACCGUCUUCAACUUCGGUUUAAUCGAAUUAAUACCAAUCGAAUUUUUCUGAAGCAAAUCAGUUAACAAUGGAUGAUAGCAGGCAAACCCUAGCAGUAGAUUGUCUGUACAACACAGUGAUGGAGGAAAUACUGCCAAGACUCCAGGUAAAAUCCCUAAUUCGUUUCAAAUCUGUUUGCAAGGAUUGGCUGUUUACUAUUUCUAAAGGUUCAUUUGCAAAAUCCCAGAUUAAAUUAUGUAUCCCCUCCCAUCAAAUUAUCGUGUUAACCACUAGUCCGAUUGAAUCCAUUAAACAACUUAAUUCCUUUUACUUGUUAAACCGCGAUGAUGAACCCAGCGACCACCUGAAACAGUUGAUGAAUUUAGAUGAUGAUGAUUUCCAUAAUAAUGUUCUAGACCUACUCAUAGUGGGUACUUGUAAAGGUCUUGUAUGCUUGUAUUUCCGAGGAAAAUGUGGUUUCUGCCGUAUUUGGAAUCCUGCUACGAAUCAAUAUCGCGAUAUUGUUAAUCCAGAUGAUCAUCAAGGAUGGGGGGUUCAAUCUCAUGGGUUCGGAUAUGUAUCUUCUACUGAUGAUUACAAGAUUGUUUCUUGGUCUACAAGUAUUAAGGACUCUAUAAAACGUCUUUAUGUUUUUUCGUUGAAAGCUGGUAAUUGGAAAAGUGUUUCUAGCCUUUUUAAAAUGCGAAUGCCUGAUGGUAUUGAAAAAUCUGUGUUGGUUGAUGAGAGUGUAUUUUGGAUUGUCAGAAAGGGGGAAUUUUGGUGUAAUGUGCAACACAUUCUUUGCUUUGAUUUGGGUACCGAAAAAUUUAAAGAAAUCCCAUGGAUGGAUUCGAUGAAUGCUAGAUAUGACACUACCAUCAAACUUUCUGCAAUCAAUGGAUAUUUGUCAUUCAUUUGUCCCUGUAGAAGUAUAACUAAGGAUGUGGAUGUUUGGAUGUUGAAACAAUCUGGGAAUUGUGAUUCCAUGGAGAAACUAUUCUCUUUAAGUUUAAGUAGAGGUAUGUCUUUGAUUACCAUCUUUGAGAAUGGUAAGUGUUUGGUCCGAUAUGAAAACAACAAGGUAAAAGUAAAUCUGGUCAAUAUAAUUGAUCCAAUUCAUGGAGCUCUUGAACAAAUUCAAUCAAGUAUUGAAUUUCCUGAAAUUGUAAAAAUGGCAUGUGAUUAUGUUGGGAGUCUUAUUUCACCUUUUGGAGAAGAUGAAGUGAACAAUGAAGAAGUCAUGCACAAGUACAAAAAGGCCAAGUAAUGUUCCCUUUUAAAACUACUAUAUCAUCAUUUUUUUUUUUUUGGUUCUACUACAAGGAGUUCCCACCGCCUUCGGCGAGGUAAUCUCCCGUGGGAGUUUGCAUGGGUACCUCGAUGGGCAGCAUCCCUCCCAGUUGAGAUUUUUUCCAUUCCCAAGGCUCGAACCCGAGACCUUGAUUAAGGAGCAAGAGACCCUUAACCACUCAUGCCAACCUCAAUUGCGAAAACAGAAUUCUUUUAAGACAGCAGCAACUGAAGAGGAAGAAGAAGAAAGAUGGUAAAGGUGGGCAGAAAAAGAAGAAGAAGAAGAAGAAAGAAGAGAUGAUUUCUAACAUGGGCUGAACUUAUGGCUUUGCAGCUAGAUUUGGUAUGUGUACAGCUUACAGGGCUGAACUUAUAGCAGCAUUAGUAGGUCUUGAAUUAGCAAGAAACAUGGGUAUACAGAGGCUAGUCUUACAAAUGGAUAAUCAAGCUUGCAUUGAAGCAUUGAAGAAUGAAGACCAUCAAGGAGGCGAGUGUUACCAUAUUCUGAAAAAUUGCCGGAACUUAAUAAUUUUCUUCGGGAAGUUCAACUCAUUCAUUGUUAUCGUGAAGGAAAUAGAGUAGCGGAUAGUCUUGCAAAUGUUGGUGUCUUUCAAGAAGAACGAGUAGUGUAUUUCGACGAACCACCACGUCAAAUCACUAAUCUCCUCCGGGAAGAUAUAAGACCAUUGUUAACCAUGUGCGAAAAAAAUCACCAUCCCUCUCUCUCUACCCACUUUCUCACUCAUCAUUUUUUAUUUUUCCCAUUAGCAAAAAAAAAAAGCCCAUCCCUCUCUUAUCUAUGAGCAAAAAAAAAAAAACUCCUCACCCCUCUUUCUCUACCCCUACUUCUCUCUAAUAACAACAAUAAUAAAAAAUUAGAAAAUGAGUAUUUAAGUUUUUUGUACAUAUAGUUGUAAAUAAGCAAAUUAGAGAAAGAAAUGGAAAAAAAAAAAUUGUGUUAAAUUAUAUAAAAAUGGAUGCCUAUUUGUAGAUCUUAAAUUUUUAUGAAUGAUGGUAAAUUUAUUUUAUUUUUUUAUGAAUCAGAAAUAUAAAUAAAUUUCCAUUUAAAACUUAUCUUUA
This is a messenger RNA of Spinacia oleracea (spinach), 2450 nucleotides long. RefSeq names its product F-box/kelch-repeat protein At3g23880. Bases 169 to 1347 code for a protein of 392 amino acids. Gene Ontology annotation, molecular function: protein binding. The transcript is spliced from 2 exons. Lineage: Eukaryota; Viridiplantae; Streptophyta; Magnoliopsida; Caryophyllales; Amaranthaceae. The record is from RefSeq and is a predicted model, not a curated record.